AUGCAAACUGAUAAUGAGGUGUUAUUAUGUAGUCUCGACAUUGAGUUAGAAGCACCCAAUAAAUGGCCGAUCUACGCUUGUUGUGAAGGUUCGAAGUUAGUCAAUGUAACGAUCGAUAGUAUCGUUCUCUUUUACGCUCUCUAUGAAACCAGAUCAAUAAGCGAAUUGUAUUCGAAUGAAGAGUUGGACGAAAUGGAAGAAAUUUUGCGUGCUGCAUCGAAGCUGGUCAAUUCAGUUGGUGAGUUUCGUUGUUAUUUGUUUGUUGUUUUUGUAAUUUGUUUGUCGAUUCGGUUAGAUAGUGUCAUUAUUUUUGUUUGA
Messenger RNA from Anisakis simplex (herring worm), 318 nucleotides. NCBI's taxonomy places the organism in Eukaryota, Metazoa, Nematoda, Chromadorea, Rhabditida, Anisakidae. The record is from the annotation of a GenBank genome assembly.